This is a messenger RNA of Helianthus annuus (common sunflower), 1968 nucleotides long. Its product is annotated as 3-phosphoinositide-dependent protein kinase 2. The transcript is spliced from 11 exons. Gene Ontology annotation, molecular function: ATP binding; protein serine/threonine kinase activity. Gene Ontology annotation, biological process: peptidyl-serine phosphorylation; intracellular signal transduction. The coding region runs from base 326 to 1822 and encodes 498 amino acids. NCBI's taxonomy places the organism in Eukaryota, Viridiplantae, Streptophyta, Magnoliopsida, Asterales, Asteraceae. The record is from RefSeq and is a predicted model, not a curated record.
UCUCUACCCCUACUUUCUCUCUCUAACUUUAUCCCCUCCAUCACUCCUCCAAAAUAAUUCACAAAAAACCAAAAAAGUAUCACAAAACCAAAAUCAAUUACCCGAUAAAGAAACCCUCACCAAUGCUUCGAUCCCCAAUUUCCCCCUUCAAUUUCACUUUCUAGGGUUUUCAAUCACCACAAUAGCUUCUUUCUGUUGCUUCAAACUUCCAAUUGAUGCUUGCUAGCCUUAGUUUUUGUUAAAAAGCAAACAAAUUUCGUGCGCGAUUUUCGUAUGGACUUGUUCGGUUUUCUAGGGUUUGAAAUUGGGGGAAAUUAGGGCAGGUAUGAUGGCAAUGAUUGGGGGUGAAAUGGAGAAGGAGUUUGAGUCUAAGUUGAAUGUUCAGGAUAAUUUAGCUGAUAAUGGAGGUACAGAUGUGAAUAAAGCUAAGAGCUUUAAGUUUAGGGCACCACAGGAGAAUUUUACUGUUCAGGAUUUUGAAAUGGGGAAGAUCUAUGGUGUUGGAUCUUAUUCUAAGGUCGUGAGAGCAAAAAAGAAAGACACUGGAAAGGUUUACGCCUUAAAGAUCAUGGAUAAAAAAUUCAUAACAAAAGAAAACAAAACUGCUUAUGUGAAGUUAGAGAGGAUUGUAUUGGAUCAGUUGACUCAUCCUGGAAUAAUUCAGCUUCACUUUACAUUCCAAGACACUUAUUCACUAUACAUGGCACUUGAGUCCUGUGAAGGUGGAGAACUAUUUGAUCAAAUAACCAGGAAAGGUCGUUUGACUGAGGAUGAAGCUCGCUUUUAUGUAGCUGAAAUCGUGGAUGCUCUGGAAUACAUGCAUAAUAUGGGUUUGAUACAUCGAGACAUUAAGCCAGAAAACUUGCUUCUUACAUCAGAUGGACAUAUUAAAAUUGCUGAUUUUGGAAGCGUAAAGCCCAUGCAAGAUAGCCAGAUAACAGUACUUCCAAACGCAACAUCAGAGGAGGAGAAGGCCAGCACGUUUGUGGGGACGGCUGCAUAUGUCCCUCCAGAGGUAUUAAAUUCUUCACCUGCAACUAUCGGAAAUGAUCUUUGGGCUCUUGGCUGCACCUUGUUUCAGAUGUUAUCGGGAACUUCUCCGUUUAAAGAUGCAAGUGAGUGGCUCAUUUUUCAACGAAUUAUAGCCCGAGAUGUCAGAUUUCCGGAUUACUUUUCGAAAGAUGCUAAAGAUCUGAUUGAUAAAUUAUUGGAUAUUGAUCCGUUGAAAAGACCAGGUGCGGGCCCCGAUGGCUACGAGUCUCUAAAGAAUCAUCCUUUUUUUCGAGGAAUUGAUUGGCGUAAUAUAAGGUCAAAAACCCCUCCAAGACUUGUACCAGAGAAGGGUCCCGCCAGUGGCCGCUCAAGUGGAGGUGACGACACUCCAGAUUCAUCAUGGAACCCGACACAUAUCGGUGAUGUCACAACAACAGGAAACAUGGUUGCUGACGUCACAUCUUCCUCAGAUGCAAGCCAUAUAACUAAACUCGCUUCAAUAGAUUCCUUUGAUUCAAAAUGGCAACAAUUUUUGGAGCCAGGUGAAUCCAUUCUUAUGAUCUCAAUGGUGAAGAAACUGCAGAAACUAUCGAAUAAGAAAGUACAACUUAUCCUAACUAACAAGCCGAAGUUGAUAUAUGUUGACCCUUCAAAGCUAGCCGGUAAAGGGACUAUAAUCUGGUCUGAUGAUCCUAAUGACCUUAGCAUCCAAGUUACAAGCCCAUCAAGUUUCAAAAUUUGCAUUCCCAAGAAAGUCAUUACAUUUGAGGAUCCAAAACAGAGAGCAUAUCAGUGGAAAAAGGCGAUCGAGGCCCUUCAAAAUCGGUGAUUUAUAUUUUAAUUUGUUUGUUUACACAUUCUUUUCAUGUAACAUUAAUGUUGUACCUUGGGAAUCCUAAGAAUAGUUGGAUUCUCCUGAGAAAUUUGUUUUAUCUAAGAAAAAAAAACAAUCUAUCUUGCAACAGGCUUUUUUUA